GAGUGACAGUCAAGUCCAGUUCUGCCUACUUUGAGCUCAUCACACAUAUAACGAACUUACUCCGUACCCGUAGUUAUUGAACUACCUAGUACUGUGUAAACCCGCCUCUUCCUCUCCCACUUUCACCUCCACUUCUCUUGCUGCCUUCUCUCCUCUCUUACCCCCGCCCAGCCCAGUCCAGCCAGCCUCCCUCGUCAGCGGUCUAGUGGAGAUCUAUUCAUAGCCCACCCAAAACUAGCCCUUUUACCGCUCAAUUCUUCUUAUUCGUUUCGUUCCUCCCUUCUCCUCAACUUCCCUUCUUCGUCUGAACACUCCUAGCAACUAGCUACUACUCGAUCUCGUCGAGGUCACCAAAAACGAACGCCAUUGUCAUAAUUUGAACACAGCACAUACAUAGCUAUCUGUCCUCAUGGCUCCUCCACCUCCCUCCAAUCUUCCCUUGACUGAGAGGCUCAAGGCUCUUGCUCAAACAUUGCAAUUCGCCUGGUUCGUUGGACAUGUGACAUUGUUACUCUCCGUCCUACGCUAUUUCGUUUCUUACAUCACAUUCAACUAUUACUCCAAUUCGGCCCAAGUCUCUUACCGCCUGGCAUUCUUGUCCGCUGCUGCGACCUACGGAAUCGUGGUGUAUAAGGGUCAUAUUGCUCGCGGCCGCCUCCAGGGUAGUGCUCCUAACAUUGCAAUUAAGCUUGCUGGUGAUGAAAAUGUUCAGUACCUCGGCACUGCGUUGGUGUGGCUCUACUCGCGCCAGGUGUCGCUCGCCUUGCUGCCCUUCACCGUCUACUCCGUCUUCCACGUUGCGACUUACACCCGCGCUCACCUGAUCCCCACCCUCCAGGGCCCUCAGGCUACUGGCACUUCGGGAUCGCCUUCCUCUCCUAGCUCUGCCGCCAGACAGUCUCCCUUGUCGGAGACUAUCGGCCGGUUCGUGAAGCAAUACUACGAUGCCAGCAUGGACCUUGUUGCGCACCUCGAGAUGGCUCUGUUGUUCCGCUUGGGUGUGGCUGUCCUCACCUUUUCGAAGGGAAGCAUUGUUCUCUUCGCCAUCUAUCUGGCUUUCUUCCGCGCCAGAUAUUCCCAAAGCUCUUUUGUUCAAGGCUCCGUCCGCCAUUUCACUGCCAGAGUUGAUGCCUCGGUUUCGCACCAAAGCACUCCCCCUGCUGUUCGCCAAGGAUGGGAGUCUUUCAAGGCUGUUGUGCGCCAAGCUUACGAGGCCACCGACCUUGGCCGUUUGAGCGGCGCGACUGCUAAGAAGCCCCAAUAAACGCCAAUUCGCAUGAGAUAGACGCGACUUCUCAGGAUGCUAGAUAGAUGUGACAAAAUUGUAUCCUAUGGCUGGGCCAUGCCUGGGAGGCACUGUCUGCUCCGACUGUCGGCUAUUGUGCUUUGAUGAAAAGUGAAUGAGUCAAUGACUAAUUUCUUUGACAGCGUUCCGAGGGUAAUGGUCGCUUUUUGAGAUUUGGAGACUGUGGAUGGUUUUGGUGAUGCUGAAUGGAGGGUGGAACUAGGGAGGAAAUGUAGCCUAGGUGAUAGGCGCAAGCAUGGAUUUUGUUUUCCACAUCAGUUAAUCAGCGCGCUGCGAAGUUCUACGCGCUAUGUCUAGUGUUUUUGCUUUAUGUACUUGCGUCCUGUCCCUUAUAUACUUUGUUCCUGCAACGCGACAGUCAUGUGAUGAAUGCGAUGAGCUUUGCUUUUAUUUGCAUUAGUUGCCCUGUAGCAGGUCUGUGAUUUGACUGACGCAGAGCAGC
Molecule: messenger RNA, 1748 nt
Organism: Aspergillus saccharolyticus JOP 1030-1
Lineage: Eukaryota; Fungi; Ascomycota; Eurotiomycetes; Eurotiales; Aspergillaceae
Exons: 4
Coding region: 410-1264 (284 amino acids)
Biological process (GO): endoplasmic reticulum tubular network organization; membrane organization
Cellular component (GO): endoplasmic reticulum; membrane
Source: RefSeq, a predicted model, not a curated record